This is a messenger RNA of Ochotona princeps (American pika), 4195 nucleotides long. RefSeq names its product KN motif and ankyrin repeat domains 1 (gene KANK1). Gene Ontology annotation, cellular component: cytoskeleton; cytoplasm. Gene Ontology annotation, molecular function: protein binding. The transcript has 11 exons. Gene Ontology annotation, biological process: negative regulation of actin filament polymerization. Bases 43 to 4134 code for a protein of 1363 amino acids. The record is from RefSeq and is a predicted model, not a curated record. NCBI's taxonomy places the organism in Eukaryota, Metazoa, Chordata, Mammalia, Lagomorpha, Ochotonidae.
AUCCUCGCUGCUUCCUGCGUCUCUCUUUGGAUUCGUGCCGGCAUGGCUCACCCCACGAAGGUUAACGGCUGUGCCUCAGGAACAGCAAAUGAUGUUCUGAAUGGAGACCACGGCAAGGAGCAGAGAGACUCCUAUUUCGUGGAGACCCCGUAUGGGUACCAGCUAGAUCUGGAUUUUCUCAAAUACGUGGAUGACAUCCAGAAGGGAAACACCAUCAAGAAACUAAACAUCCAGAAGAGGCGGAAGGCCGCCGUGCCAUGCACAGACGCCAAGGCCACGGCCAGUCAGCAGGCUGUCUGGACUUCCACGGAAUCCCUGUCCUCGUCCAACAGUGAUGACAACAAGCAGUGCCCCGGCUUCCUCCCAGCCAGAAGCCAGGUGACGUCCACGCCCAUUUCCAGGCCACCUGCCCCACUGGAGACAUCCCCUUCUUUCUUGACCAUCCCCGAAAACCGACAGCUGCCACCUCCCUCACCCCAGCUCCCCAGCCACAACCUUCAUGUCACCAAGACACUGAUGGAGACCCGGAGAAGGCUUGAGCAGGAGAGAGUCACCAUGCAGGUGACGCCGGGGGACUUCCGGAGGCCCAGGCUGGCCAGCUUUGGAGGCAUGGGCUCCACAAGCUCCCUGCCCUCCUAUAUGAGCUCCGGAAACCACAAUCCCACCAUGCACCAGCUUCAGAAUGGUUACCAAGGCAACGGGGACUACAGCGGCUGCAUCCCGGCAGCCGCGGCCACCUCCUCCAUGGGGAGCUCCAUCCGCCACAGCCCCCUAAGCUCAGGAAUCUCCACCCCUGUGACCAACGUGAGCCCCAUGCACCUGCAGCACAUCCGGGAGCAGAUGGCCAUCGCUCUGAAACGCCUGAAGGAGCUCGAGGAGCAGGUGCGAACCAUCCCCGUGCUCCAGGUCAAGAUCUCCGUGUUGCAAGAGGAAAAAAGGCAGCUGGCCUCACAGCUGAAAAACCAAAGGGCUAUGUCCCAGCACGAUGCCUGCGGGGUGAGAAAGCGGUCCUACAGUGCGGGCAACGCCUCCCAGCUGGACCAGCUUUCCCGGGCCCCGAGAAGCGGCGGGGAGCUGUACAUCGACUAUGACGAGGGCGAGAUGGAGAGCGCAGAGCAGAGCUCGCAGCGGAUCAAGGAGUUCCGGCAGCUGACCGCGGACAUGCAAGCCCUGGAACAGAAGAUCCAGGACAGCAGUGGGGAGGCCUCCUGGGAGCCCGUGGAGAACGGACAGUGCGCGCCGCGAGAGUGGCGCUCGGUGGCGGCGGGCGGUGACGAGGCCAUGAAUGACAUCGUGGUCUACCACAGAGGCUCCCGGGCCUGCAAGGACGCAGCCGUGGGGACAGUCAGCGAGACGCGGAAUUCGGGGGUCAGCGUGACGGAGGCCAUGCUCGGGGUGACUACGGAAGCUGACAAGGAGAUUGAGCUGCAGCAGCAGACCAUAGAAGCCCUCAAGGAGAAGAUCUACCGCCUGGAAGUGCAGCUUAAGGAAACCACGCAUGACCGCGAAAUGACGAAGCUGAAACAGGAGCUGCAGGCGGCUGGGUUGAGGAAAAGGGCCGACAAGGCCACGCAGGCCCAGCCCCUGGUUGUCAACCAGAUGGUGGAGGCAGUGGUCCAGAUGCGAGAACAGGUGGUCGGCAAUCACGUGGAUGUAGUGGACAUCGGUGUGGGGACUUGCACGCAGACGAAUAGCGUGGGCAUCUCCUGCCAGCCCACACAGAAGGAUCAAGUGUGUGGGCCCGAGCUGCCCAUGAGCUGCUGGGUUGUUAAACAGAGGGUGGACACGUGUGACCAGGCUACCGGAAGGACACUGGAGACCUGCGACCGGAGCGUGAGCGUGGAAGUCGGCGUGUGUGAAACGGGCAGCAACACGGAGGAGUCUGUCAGCGACCUGAUGCUCCUCAAGACAAACUUGAACCUCCAAGAAGUGAGAUCUAUCGGCUGCGGAGACUGCUCCGUGGACGUGGUGCUCAGCCCUCCCAAGGAGCACGCCUCGCGUGGGGUGAACACCGAGGCCGCGGGCCGAGUGGAAGCUGCCAUCACGGCCGCGCCGCUGACCACAGACCAGCACACCAGCACGGUUUUACAGCAGGUGGACCAGGUCACCAACACUGAGGCCGCCUCCUUCAUCGACGCCUCCACCAACACCUGCCUCAGUACUUUGGACAAGCAGACCAGCACCUGGCCCGUGGAAACACGGACAGUGGCUGCUGGAGAAGGUCGCGUCAAGGACAUCAACUCUUCCCCCAAGACGCGGUCCGUCGGAGUGGGGACCGUGCUUUCCGGCAGUUCUGGACUUGACAGGCCGUCGCCAGUGAAGACCAAGGAGUCGGGUGUCGGGCAGAUCAAUGUUCAUGACAGCUAUUUGGUGGGUCUCAAAAUGAGGACCAUAGCGUGCGGGCCCCCGCCGCUGACUGUGGUCCCAGCAGCCGCAGCCAACCGGAGGAGCGUGGGAGUCGGGGAUGAGCCCGUUGGGGACUUGACAGAGAAGCCCCAGGCCCAGGCUGCUCCUCCUCCUCCUCCAGGCAUGAUGGCGGGCCUGGACCACUACAUCGAGCGUGUCCAGAAGCUCCUGGCAGAGCAGCAGACGCUGCUGGCGGAGAACUACAGUGAGUUAGCGGAGGCAUUCGGGGAGCCUGGCUCACAGAUCGGCUCGCUCAACUCGCAGCUCAUCAGCACCCUGUCCUCCAUCAAUUCCGUCAUGAGGUCUGCAGGCAGCGAGGAGUUGAGGAACCGUGAUCCACAGAACAGCCUGGGGAGGCUCCCAGGAAGUAAGCUGGGAUGCACCUGCAAGUGCAGAGGUCUUCAGCCUGGACCUCUGGGGGCCCCGACGGGCUCGCCUGACCAGGACCUGGGCACCCCAGAAGAGAGGCCCUUCAGCAGCCGGAGUGCCUUCACCACUCAGGAAAUGUCUCCCUCGCCCGUGAACCUGACUGAUGACCAGAUAGCCGCCGGACUCUAUGCAGGUGCAAAUAACGAAAACACACUGAAGUCCAUCAUGAAGAAAGACGGUAGCAAAGACUCCAACGGCGCAAAAAAGAAUCUCCAGUUUGUUGGCAUCAAUGGAGGGUAUGAAACAACUUCAAGUGAGGAUUCGAGCUCAGAUGAAAGUUCUUCUUCCGAGUCAGAUGACGAAUGUGAUGCCCUUGAAUACCCUCCUGAAGAAGAGGAGGAGGAAGAGGAGGAGGAGGAGGAAGACACUCGGGGAAUGGCUGAAGGGCAACACGCAGUUAACAUGGAAGGUUUCAAGUCCGCCAGGGUGGAAGAUGAAAUGCAGGUUCCGGAAUGUGAACCUGAGCAGGUGGAAAUCAGAGAGAGGUAUGAAUUAAGUGAAAAGAUGUUAUCUGCAUGCAACUUGCUGAAAAAUAAUAUCAAUGACCCCAAAGCCCUGACCAGCAAAGACAUGCGCUUCUGUCUCAACACCCUGCAGCACGAGUGGUUCCGCGUGUCCAGCCAGAAGUCGGCCGUGGCCGCCAUGGUGGGAGACUACAUCACGGCCUUCGCCGCCAUCUCGCCGGAAGUGCUGCGCUACGUCAUCAACAUGGCCGACGGCAACGGCAACACGGCGCUGCAUUACAGCGUGUCCCACUCCAACUUCGAGAUCGUGAAGCUGCUGCUGGACGCGGAUGUGUGCAACGUGGAUCACCAGAACAAGGCGGGGUACACCCCCAUCAUGCUGGCCGCCCUCGCUGCAGUGGAGGCCGAGAGGGACAUGCGGGUCGUGGAGGAGCUGUUCGCCUGUGGGGAUGUCAACGCCAAAGCCAGUCAGGCGGGCCAGACGGCCCUCAUGCUGGCGGUCAGCCACGGCCGGAUCGACAUGGUCAAGGGCCUGCUGGCCUGCGGGGCCGAUGUCAACAUCCAGGAUGACGAGGGCUCCACCGCCCUGAUGUGCGCCAGUGAGCACGGCCACGUGGAGAUUGUCAAGCUGCUCCUAGCCCAACCGGGCUGCAACGGGCACCUGGAGGACAACGAUGGCAGCACUGCGCUCUCCAUUGCCCUGGAGGCAGGGCACAAGGACAUCGCCGUACUUCUCUACGCCCAUGUCAACUUCGCCAAGGCCCAGUCUCCGGGCACCCCUAGGCUCGGAAGGAAGACGUCUCCCGGUCCCACCCACCGAGGCUCAUUCGACUGACCAUGCGCAACAAGCCCCCACUUGCAUGCCACCGUCACGCUGCUGCUCGUGCCUGUUGGGG